Phoenix dactylifera (date palm) is the source of this 1496-nucleotide messenger RNA. Its product is annotated as Leucine-rich repeat (LRR) family protein. Gene Ontology annotation, molecular function: protein binding. Lineage: Eukaryota; Viridiplantae; Streptophyta; Magnoliopsida; Arecales; Arecaceae. The record is from RefSeq and is a predicted model, not a curated record.
UUUAAGGGCAAAAUCGUCACAGAAAAGCAUUUAAAGCGUCCUCACACUGACACUAUCGCCCAGCUUGUAGAGUGAGAGAGCGCAAGAAAGAGGAAGUACUCACCUCCAAAUGGCUCCUUCUUUCUCUCUCAUCUUCCUCUCUGUUUCCGUCCUCGUCUCCGCCACCGCGGCCUGCCCGGCGUCGGACCGCGCCGCCCUCUUGGCUUUCCGCUCCGCCCUCUCCGAACCCUACCUUGGGAUAUUCUCCUCCUGGACCGGGCACGAUUGCUGCUCGCGCUGGUAUGGCGUCAGCUGCGACCCCGCCACCGGCCGCGUCGCCGACAUCACCCUCCGUGGCGAGUCCGAGGACCCCAUCCUCGUCCGUGCCGGCCGCUCCGGCGGCAUCAUGUCCGGACGCAUCUCCCCCGAGAUCUGCCGCCUCGACCGCCUCACCACCCUCGUCGUCGCCGACUGGAAGCGGAUCUCCGGCCCCAUCCCCCCCUGCAUCACCUCCCUCCCCCUCCUCCGCAUCCUCGACCUCACCGGCAACCGCCUCACCGGUCCCCUCCCCGCCGACAUCGGCCGCCUCUCCCGCCUCACCGUCCUCAACGUCGCCGACAACAAGCUCUCCGGCUCGAUCCCCGGUUCUCUCCCCUCUCUCUCCUCUCUGAUGCACCUCGAUCUCAGCAACAACCUUCUCUCCGGUCAGAUCCCUUCCAACUUCGGCGGUCUCCGCAUGCUCAGCCGCGCCCUCCUCGCCCGCAACAAGAUCUCCGGCCCAAUCCCGGCUUCGAUCGGCUCCAUGGCCCGCCUCGCCGACCUGGACCUCGCCGGCAACCAGAUAUCCGGCGAGGUCCCGGCGGCCCUGGGGUCGAUGCCGGUGCUAUCCUCGCUGUACCUGGACGGCAACCGGAUCUCCGGGCGGAUUCCUGCGGCGAUCAUCGGGAGCCGGGGUUUGGGGAUGUUGAACCUGAGCCGGAACGCGCUCGAGGGAGAGAUACCGGACGCGUUCACACCCCGGUCCUACUUCAUGGUCCUAGACAUCUCGUACAACCGCCUCCGGGGUCACGUGCCGAGGACGCUGUCAUCAGCGGCGUACAUCGGUCACCUGGACCUGAGCCACAACCACCUAUGUGGGCCCAUCCCCAACGGCUCCAAUUUCGACCACCUCGAGGCCACCUCCUUCGCCGGCAACGACUGCCUCUGCGGCACACCGCUCCCGGCCUGUGGCUAGAACGGGACUCCACUGAUCAUAAGCCCUCCGUUGUCGAGAUCAAUGGAGGGUGUGUGUGCACUCGAGUUGCUCUUCUGUGUGAUGUUAUUUGUUUCUUAAGUUAUCACGGAGUUGGGAAAUAUCGGCGAGGAGGUGGUGGAAAAAAACACCAUCGCUUGAGACUCGUUAAAGUUUAUGCAGUUUCUAAAAAAAGAAAAAAAACAAAGAAAGAAAGAAUGUUUUUCACGUAAUGCUAAAUUAAAAAAUUGCAACUCUUUUAUGAAGGUGUUGGGAUUUUGAACGA